This is a messenger RNA of Ostrea edulis (European flat oyster), 6727 nucleotides long. RefSeq lists its product as uncharacterized. The transcript is spliced from 7 exons. Lineage: Eukaryota; Metazoa; Mollusca; Bivalvia; Ostreida; Ostreidae. The record is from RefSeq and is a predicted model, not a curated record. Bases 583 to 1569 code for a protein of 328 amino acids.
AUUACCUCCUUUCCUUCAUUUUAUGGACCAACUGGUAUCUGAAGUGUUUCAUAUCAAUACUUAGUCAUUCUUUACACACUGAUUUAUAUUUUGACUUGGGACACUCUGAUGAAAAUAUAAAGCUCAAGGAUUUAGACCUGUCAUCCCAAGAGCUGAAUAGUGGUGGUAUAUGAGAAUCGAGUAGUUAUCCACAGAUAGUAUGACAGGCAUUGUAACGAGAAGACGCACUGAACAUGGUGUUUGCGAUACUCCACCAGCACCUUGUAAAAUUCGAAGACAACAAUUGAGUCCACCGAGAAGGAAACACAAAAGCAGUAGACUGCAACAUUCGCUCAUUACAUUUGAAUAUGGGCCACCAGAACUCAACCUUUACAAAUAUCUUGCUGAACAAUCGUUUGCUUUGUGGAAAAAAAACAAGAGGGAUAUUCGCCUUAAGGAAAGACAGUCAACCAUUAGAUGGACUGAUACUAAUACAUGGCGACUCAGAAAAUGCGCAAGGUUUAUCCAUGGAGCUUUUUGAUUUUGAUCCUGAAACUACAACAUUCAACACAGUGGAUACACACCAUCUGAAGGAAAAGGACCAUGUUGUUGUUUGUUAUCUUGGGGUAUCAUUUUGGGAGGAUAACGAGAAACCAUAAAACAACCUCAAAAUUGACACAUGCUUGCAUCAGAAAAAUCAAACGUGGAAAACCAUUUGGAGUCAUUGGAUAUAGGCUUUGUGGUGACACUUUGUGUAUCUUAGAAAUCGAACAAGCUGUAACACAGAACGAAAAGCAAAUGGUACCAAUUAGGAAAUUCAUCAAAGAGAAUUUUGUUGGAAAGGUCAUAUUUCACACAGUAAAAAGUUCGUCUUUUCAUCCACAUUGCAAUGUCAAAUGUGGAGGUUAUCUGUUAAACAGAAAUGAAGAUAACUGUAGGAGCGGCACGAUAGGAAUAUUUGGCGAAAUGCGACGCACUCGUCCCGAAGAUUUGUCAGUUAGUUCAGAGGUGGUUGUUUUGUCUUCAGGACAUAUCAUUUCUGAUGGAGAAAUUGCAAAUAUUUCUGUUAAUGAUGACAUCAAGAGGAUUGGUAUAUGCAUCUGGCCAAUUGUGAAAGAUAAGCAUAGUUCAAAUUUGCAUGACGUAUCGGUUGUCUUGUUAAAUAAUUCUGUAUUAACAAAACUGCAAAGAAGCAUUCUGAAGAAAAAUGUCAUUGUUGAUGAACUCUCGAGGGCAGUUCUGACAUACCGAAAAGUUUUCAAAUACGGAGCAACAACAGGAAAAACAGAGGGAUUUAUCCAAAAGAUCGAUGAUUUUGAGAUUUUUGGUGGUGACGUAAUGAUCAUUGUGCCGAAGGCCACUGAUGAUGAGGACAGGAAAUUCUCAGAUGAAGGAGACAGUGGAGCUAUCGUAUUAACCAAGAUAGGAAAUGAACAUCAUGCUAUCGGAAUGGUUUAUGGAGAUCAGUUGGAUCUUCCGCAAGCAGAGUGCGCAAGCGCAAGCAACGAAUCUAUUGCAAUCGGGUUGAAGAGAGCAGUGGAUCGUUUUAAAAGUCAAACAGGGGCGGUUAUUGAAUUCGAUGAAAUAUGAAAUCAGUUUUAAUGUCCUUCAGUACUGAAAGGUCACAAGAUUUAUAUCUAGUUCAGUCUUCUUUACCCUGCCUAAGGCUUGAUUGAUUUAAUAUUGUUUAAUGUCCUGCUCGAGAAUAUUUCACUCAUAUGGAGACGUCACCACUACCGGUGAAGGGCUGCAGAAUUUAGGCCUAUGCUCAGCGCUUACCGGCUGUUGAGCAGGGAAAGAUCCUUAUCCGAAGGACCCUAAUGGCUAUGUAGGCACUAGAUCAAUGUUCAUUAUAUCUGCGGAAAUAUACGUUAGAUAUUUGUGAAUUGCCCCUGCCCUGUGCAAUUCUCUUAAAGAAGUUAGCUCCUUAGCUUUUGAGCACAACGGCACAGGAUGCAACAACUAAGUAUUCAAGGGUUCAAUACUGAUCCCAUUGGUGCAAAUAUAUUACACAUUUAUUACUAAACCCUUUUCAGUUGAGAAAAAAGAUGUGUGAAUGCAAAUUUGGAACGGGUUUGGCAGUGAGUAUUUUUUGUGGUGAAAGGAUUGAUCAAAAUGUUUUAAAUCUGCAUGAUUCUACAGUUUCUGUUUCAUCCAAUAUAUCUUCUACUUUAGAACUUAUAUACGUGUAUUUCAGUUUCACAAUUUAUGAUACAAAUAGUUGAGAUUUGGAACUAAUUAAAAUGUUGUAAUUUAGUGAUUUAAUUUGGUCGAUAUAUUUUUUUUUCAAAUAAAACACCAAUUCGUAUGAAAGUUUGAACAAUUUACUGGACAGUUUGUAUAAAAAACAGUAUUUUUGCGAGUAAUUUAGAAUUGUGAUCUCUAAGCCUCACUUUUUAAAGUUCCAUUCUAGAAUUUAAGACAAGACCUUGAUAAUAAUGUGAAAUUUUAGAAAUUGACAUUACUCCUAAUAUGUCUUUUAAAACGCAAAUUUGAUAACGUGAAAUUCUUCGUACAUAUAUAUUAAGUGCAGAAAGGUCAUUAUUUAUUUCCAUUUCUAGUAUCAAACUUUUUUGAUCUGUCGUAUUAGAAUACACGAUUUUGUAUCUAUUUUAUGUAAUGAUGGGUUUGUGUUGCUUAUGCUGUGUUGACAUCAACAUGCAAAUUGAACAUAUCUCGAGUAUAUUUUAGGUGCAAAAGGUCAUGUUUAGAACACUGUAACUCAAUAAUAAAAAUUGCGACCCAAGAUAUCCUUUUUAAUUUCCCUACUCCCCUUCAAUGUAGAAAUACAAAAUACACCUUCCAAGAUUUGACAGUGCUCCAAAUUUCACGUGUGAACCUCUUUAAACGAAUUAUAGAAAAAAAUGGAAAUGAUCAUUCUUUGUAGCGGAAGGAAUUCUUAUUGAUAUACAUGAUUCUACGAUUUAUAAUUCAUCAAAUAUGUGUUAUACAUCCAUUUAUGGCGCAUGACAUGUACUAUAGUAAUUCAAGUUUGAAAUGUACGUAACAAAUAAGACUCAGAUGUUGUAAAUUUAUGAAUAUGCGUGAUGUACAUGUAUUUUCUCAAGCAGAACACUCAUUCAUAAAACUGUCUUUCUUACAAAUGUAAUUAAGCCGAUAAUGAAGUCGAGUUCAUGCACAAUAUGUUAUUUUUGUUUUCUUUGUGUUUAUUUUUUAAUCGAGCUAGAACUGAAAUUGCCCCUUGUCAUGCGUUUUUAAUAUUUAAAAAACCUUCAGUUGCUAUUUGAACUGUAGUUUGUUAUUAUACUUAUGUCCUUUCUAUGUAUUUAAUUAUCCCUAUGGUUUGUUUUAAAUUGUUACAUGUGUUAUUAUUAUUAUUAUGUUAUACCGAUCUAGUUUGCCUAUACAACCUAUCAUUGGGCCAAAUACUGGCUGACGUGUUUCAUGCCGAUUAUUAGGCCGUUCUUGGUACAGUGAUUUUGACUACGGAUAACUCCGUUUACCUGAACAAGAUAUCGGGCUCACUGCGGGUGUGACCUGUCGACAUAGGAUGCUUACUCCUCCUAGGCACCUGAUCCCACCUCUGGUAUAUUCAGGGGUCCGUGUUUAACCCAACUCUCUAUUUUGCAUUGCUUUCAGGAGUUAUGGGAUUGAUCACUGUUCGUUAUCUUCACUUUUCGUUAAGGUAAUUAUAUCAUGACAUUAGGCGCUAUAUAUUAAUUAUAUAAUUAUGCAUAUUAAUUCUGACUCUAUGAAUAGUCUAUCCACAUGAAUAUGCACAUCGGUUUUAUAUCAUUUUUCUCUCUCACAUUUGUAAAGCCCUUUAAAGAACUAAAGUUGAUAGGGCGCUAUAUAAAUAUUUUAAUUACAAUUUCUUUAAAAUUCUAAUUCCGGAUGUGCGUUUUAGAAUUUCGAUUUUUGGUCUUAAUAAGAUACACAGUAUGGUUUAGAAUUAUAACACUGUACUAUAAUGAUUGUGUUUAACCAGUUGACAUGUAACGAGGUUUCGGAUGCUACAUAUGUAUAUUUGAUCCAUAUUUUUUGGCUGAGUGACAAGGUAAAACUUUUUAAGACAAAUGUAAUCCCUAUUAUUUGUAUGUUCAUAGAUAAUGUAACUUACAAUGAUUAUGCAGAUCAGAAUACAUAUAUAUAGCUGUGACUGAUGAAAUAAGUAGCACUUAGAUUUUUUUCAUAUGAAUUGUAUGUUUGCUUAAUGUGGUUUGACAUAUAUUGUAAACGAAUAAUAUGAUUGUAAUGUUUGAUUGGUUAAACGCAAACUUGGUCUACCACUGUUAAUCAAUAACUAGAUAUAUGCAUAUAAACUACCCUUCCAAUUCUAUUCAAAUUUAGUCUGACGCAUCUCUGAGACAAGGGGUCAUAAAGUGUAAAUUUCAGGACUUCUGACCUCGUUCCAUUAGAGGUGGGGCAAAUACCUCCAAGUAUGGAUCACUUUCAAAAACGUUCUUCACUAUAACUGCCCAUCUAUAAGGGGAAAAAACCAUGAACACGUCUACCAAAAUUGAAAAUUCCAUGUCUCCCGAGGCAGAGGUUCUAAUUCCAGGGCGAGGCUAAAUCUGUCUUUCUGUUUAAAACAUUUAGAUAACAUAUUUAAUGUUAUUAAUACUAAAUUAAAACUUAAUACACAUAUUGAAGGAGCGGAUAGUCCUUUAGCAGAGUUGUGAAUUGCGGGAUCCAAGGAGAAAGGUUUUUGUUCCAAAAUGGGGCCAAAAUAGCUAUAGUGAUUAAAUGUCUUAACAAUUGAAUAUUUUAAAAUCUAUUCUUGAUUACAACUCUUUAUAUUCUUUUCGAAUUUGGCAUAACGUGUUUUUGCGUCAAUUUCCAAGACCUGUGUACCUCCAUGGUUUUAUGGGUGGGACAAAUUUUGUCAAAAUGUACGAAUUUUCAAAAAUAUUCUCUUCUUUAAGAACAUCUAAAACCAUGGUCAUGUAGAGCAGGAAGACAGCUGUUAAAAAUUGUAAAUUUCAUUAUUCCAGGCGAAGAGGUUCUGACUCCAGGAUGGGUCCAAACUUCAUAGUGCUCAUGUGUAAACUAUUUAAAUACUACCUCUUAAUGCUACUAAUACGGGAUAGAAAUUGAAUAUAUAUCUAGAAAAAGCAGCCCUUUACCAAGAUUGUAAAUUUCAUGACCCCAGCGGUUCCAAGGCUGAACCAAAAUUAUAGUUACUAAUGUCUGUAUCAUUUGAAAGGCUUCUCUAAGUUACUAAUGCUGCAGAGAAAGUAAAUGCAUAUAAAGGAAAAGAAGACAGUGGAUGUAACACAAUUCUGAAUUGAAUAACAUCAGGGUUCCGAUUCUAGGGUCGGUUCAAAAUAGUCAUAUAGUGCAUGUAAUCAUAUUAUAUAAAGUAUUUCAUUAGUGAAGGAACUUUUGAGUUGUAUUAUAUAUGGAAUAGAAAGCGUAGAAACCGCCAGUUAUAGGUACAUAUAUUAUAAACAGUUGAUUGCUAUUUUUCUUCCUCCACCAAUGUUUUCUUCAUAAUAUAUGUAAACGUCCCAUAUUCAUAUUUCCUUAUGUGAAAACAUAGUCAUACCUCUCUCAAAGAGCAUCGAAAUGGAUAUAUUUUUUUUAUUAUACAGAAUCGGAUCAAGUUUCUAAGUUGUUCGUAUUAUAGAGAUAUCAUGACGUCAUAUCUGUAUAACAGGCGUCGCCGAUAUCGUAUAACGUACCCAAUAUAAUUGUUUCUUGUCUAAAUUACCUCCAUUAUCACCAUGUAGGGACCUGUGUUUACUGUGUUAUUUGCUAUGACAUACAACUAUUAUGUAAAUAAUUACAUGUAUGUUUUGAAUGCUGUUUUGUUGUAUAUUAUUGUAUAGUAGUAAGUAGAUAUACCAAUUUGAAUUAGGAUUUUGGUGGGAAAUAUAAGUGAGUAAAUAUACCUAUUUAAUUGUAUUGAUAACCUUUUAGUUUGGUCAAUGCUGUAGACAAUUCCCUGGUAAUCCCUGCAGCUGGCCAUGCAGGUGUCAGGUGGCAUGUUAUGUUAUUUUCCCAAUUCUUAGGAGCUGCGGUUUUUCUGUAGCUGGCUAUGUAAUUCCAAACUUUUCCAUUGUCUAAUAUCAACCCUCCAAAUGUUAAUAUCCAAUAGAAAUUGAUCUUCAUGAUCACGUGAUAUGAUGCAGGUCUUUAAGUGAUCAUUGAAUAUUUGAUCAUUCUCACUUUACCAACUGUUGUAGCAUAAAAUUUCAGCAUACCAGCCACCACCGCCACCCCAGCUUUCCACCCCUACUUACAUUUACAUGACUAAUCUUUAUUUUAGAUGUGCCAUCUUUUUGCUGUAUACUUUAUGUAGUUUGUAUUUUUGUGCAAAUACAUUGUACAGCUGUAAUGUUAGGGGAUCGGCAUAUUGUAAUAUCAUUUCACAUUGUGUGAUUAGCUGUUAGUCUGAUUCCCUAUUAUGGUUUAUAUAUUUUUCAUGAUUUUCGUCAUUUUCAAUAAAUGAAAUUUUUCAUCACUACAUUAGUGUCGACCUAAUUGAUCCUUACUCAGCUGCUGUGAGAUUGUGCAGCAUGAAUCAGCAUAAAUUGUCUCUAGUUUCUCCAUGUAGAUUUUUAUCAUCCAUGAGUACAUUAUAGUUUCGUGAUUCUCCCCAAUUCAUCAAUCUUGUAUAUUGUUUAAAAUCGAUGAUGUAUUCAAGUGUUAUUAGAUAGGUGAUGAUUCUUUACAACUAAGGAAUAUACUUUUAAUGCUGACACAAUGCAAUACUUUGUAUUGAAUUUCAUUUUACAUGUAUUUUGAAGUGAAGUUUUGCUAAUAAACAUUUAUAAAAACCUUU